AUGGCCGACAUUGAUGCUUUAAUAUGGUCACAAAACAUAAUUAAAGUGGUAAAUGAUACAUCAGCAACUGAGCACAUUCGUUGGCCUAACUAUGAAGUUCAUGCUUCUGAGUGUGCGUUGUACUACUGCGCCAGAGAGUACAACAUUACAUUUUACAAUAGCACAAAGACAGAAAUUUCAAGCUCUGAAAUUACGGAUGCUAAACGACAUCCUGCAUCUUGGCUACCUACCAGUUCUUGGAUUGAGGACGGGGUCGCACCAGACGUUAUCGAUUCACUGGCAUAUCACCCAAAUGAUUCUUUUAUAUCACGGACUGACCUUCAACUGUAUGUUGAUGUUGAAAAUGGGUUGGCCAGAAGCUGGAACAUCUCAAAAGUUGCUGUGACGGGCAUUAGCUAUCUUGUCCAAACCCUAUUUUCCACGUGUAUUACCUCUUUCCAGAAUUGCUCAGACUCACCGGAUGAGUGGGUGGCCCCUACGGGGUAUUAUUAUCACGACGGAUCCAACGUUUCAAGUACUCAAGACGCAUAUGAACCUACAACAUCCAAGAUUUUUUGGGAAACGAAAGAUAUCAACACCACUUUUGCUAAUAUUGCAAGGAGCAUGAGCAAUGCGUUACAGGCUGGCGACGAUACCAAAGACAGUCAAAUAGGGACGGUCAUUCAAUCUGUUACCUCUUAUCGUAUUGAAUGGGGGUGGAUUGCUCUACACUGUACCACUGCCGUGGCUAUGUUAUCAUUCUUCAUCUUAACGCUCUUGUCUAGGGCUCCAUCUGGUGCACGAGUCCCUGUUUGGAAAACGAGCAACUUGGCCAUCUUCUCUAGGGGGCCUAUAGUUUCCGAUUUAUUGUGGGAUGGGCAAACGACUGAGCAAUUGGAGAGACGAGCAAAGCUUGCACAGGUGAGCUUGCUGCAAGUCGGUCCUACAGAUGUCAUGUCCGCCAUGGAUGUAGAGCCGCAAUCGCCAGAGCCAGUGGACGUGACCACAAUUCAGAAUUUCGGGAGUGCAAACAAGACCUGGCACAGACCUGCUCCGCCUUAUGAACGUUUGCAAUGA
Messenger RNA from Clonostachys solani, 1056 nucleotides. Lineage: Eukaryota; Fungi; Ascomycota; Sordariomycetes; Hypocreales; Bionectriaceae. The record is from the annotation of a GenBank genome assembly.